GACGUUUGCUAUUGGUCUCUCUUCUUGAAAACUUUUGUCUAUUAUAUGAUACUAAUCCUGAUGGAAGUCGUAAAUUGUUUUACGUCAUUUGUAAAAUGUUGAGUGCUAUGGGAAUUAUCGAGGAAGAGUACAUCGAUGAAAUGUCCACCGUUCGAUCUUCGUAUCAAUGUGCAUUCAAAGCCUUGGUCGUUCAAGCAUUGAAUUCCAUUAAACAAGAACAAAUAAUGAUGGAAUCUCACAUGAUUAUGCCUCCGACUUCGGUAUCUGGUAUUCCUGAAAACGGAAAAUCUUCUCCUGUAAAUCAUGACGAGAUUAA
Messenger RNA from Racocetra persica, 316 nucleotides. The record is from the annotation of a GenBank genome assembly. NCBI's taxonomy places the organism in Eukaryota, Fungi, Glomeromycota, Glomeromycetes, Diversisporales, Gigasporaceae.